AACUCUAAAUUAGAGUUUUGUAAUUCUAUGAUUAGAGUCUAAUCGCCUUCAGAGUUGCAUCUUCUGACUUGAAUGCACUUGUAUCACUCCAACUACAUUAUGAAGGACCCAUGGAAUCCCUCUGUAGUCAAGGUAUCCAAGGCCUUUGUUACAGCUUCCUUUAUCUUUCUCUUUCAGAGCGGAGAUAACCAAAAGUUACGGGGAGCAUAGUCAAGACUGCAAGGAGGGUGAGGGACAGUUCUGAAGCCCAACUCUAUCAAGUAGUUGGUUACCAGGAUGGAAUUAUGGACUGAUACACUGUCCUGGUGUAGGUGCCUUAGCCUUUUGCGACGAAAUUUCUUCCUGAAUUCCCUCAAAACUUCCACAAAGUACUCUUUGUCGACCGUUUGGGCAGAAGGAACCCAGCGAAUGUGGAUGGCACUUUUACUGUCGAAAAAGGGGAUCACCAUGACUUGCUUUACUUGUCCUCCUGUGUCAGAGAAAAAUAAGAGCUCAGCUCAUACAAGUUUGUCCAUUAGCAGUUUGGAACAUUUCAUAAGUUUCUGUAGCAUUUAUGCCGAGUUUAAGACAAAACUUUAUUGCAAAGCGAGUUUCCAAAUUGUCUUCACAUCCAGACUGCCUUCUGCAAACAAGUCAGCUGUGAUAAGCAAUAUUUAGCAGAGAGUGUUCAAAGUGCUGUUAUACAGCCAUCUUCUUCAAUCUGGAAUGACAAAAGUUGGCAGUUCAGCUUAUUAAAUGUAUAGUAAUGAUAUACUAAAGUUACAAUAAUCUAGGAGAGUUAUAAUUGCCUCGCUUCAAAAGAUCUCAAAAAUUCUGGAAUGCACCUCCUGGUUUUAUAGCAGUUAUGCUUAUUUCUUAUGGAUUUCCUCAUAAGGACUCUGUCGAAAAGUCCAUACGCUGUCUCAACCUAACAAAUAUAAGUUGCCCACGGUGUUUGCCUCAAAGUGCCCGUCAUAUAGUUCCAGAAAAGAAAACAUUAUGCCUUAAGCUUUCAGGACGUCUAGGAAAUAAUCUCUUCCAGAUCGCCUCGGUUUUCGGUAUUGCUAGAGCAAAAGAUAUGCAUUUCACUUUAAAAUACAGUCAACACCUGAAGCAUUUGAAAGAAAUCUUCAAGAUAGAAUCUUUGCUGGUGAAUAUAUCAUGUCCAGAAAAUUUUAUUACAGAUGUGAAACAUUGCAGCUUCAGUAAUGUCGUUUUGAAAUACCCGAACAAUAAAGAUUAUUUGAUGUAUGGUUAUUUCCAAUCUUGGUUAUAUUUUUUCUCCGUUGAACCAGAAAUUCGAACUAUGUUUACUUUUCAAUCAAAAAUACGCGAUGAGGCACAAAAUAUUCUGAGGAAUAUAACCCAGUUUCAUCACCAAAAAUAUUCACUAACAAAUAACAACUCCAUGACAUACGUUGGUAUUCAUAUUCGAAGAGGCGAUUUCUUGAAAGAAAGAAACGUAAAAUUAGGAUACAAAACUGCACCAGCGCUAUAUUUUGAAAACGCUAUGGAAUAUUAUCGGAAGCAGUUCACAAAUUAUAUAUUUAUCGUCUGCACAGACGAUAUUGAAUGGAGCACAAAAAAUCUUGGGCACAAAUCUACUUAUUAUGUGCACGAAGCAUUUUAUAUAGACUUUGCUGUAUUAUCAAUGUGUAAUCAUAGCAUUAUUUCUGUGGGAAGCUUUAGCUGGUGGUCAGCUUGGCUGGCUAAUGGUCAAACAGUCUAUUAUCCACAUCCAUUCGAGAAAAAUACUUACCUCGAAACUAAAUUUAGUUCUCAUACACGUGACUAUUUCCCUUUAGAUUGGAUUCCUAUUGACAUUUAAAACUAAACGAUUAAACAUA
Octopus sinensis (East Asian common octopus) is the source of this 1826-nucleotide messenger RNA. RefSeq names its product galactoside 2-alpha-L-fucosyltransferase 3. NCBI's taxonomy places the organism in Eukaryota, Metazoa, Mollusca, Cephalopoda, Octopoda, Octopodidae. Gene Ontology annotation, biological process: carbohydrate metabolic process. The transcript is spliced from 2 exons. Gene Ontology annotation, molecular function: galactoside 2-alpha-L-fucosyltransferase activity. Bases 845 to 1807 code for a protein of 320 amino acids. Gene Ontology annotation, cellular component: membrane. The record is from RefSeq and is a predicted model, not a curated record.